AAAACGCCUCAACGUCGUUAUCGCUAUCGUCCGAUAGCACUAGAGUUAUCUGCGACCAACUAUUAGAAAAUUUUGCAAAUUUUUAUAAACGCACAAAAUGGAGCCUUAUGAUGUCGUCGUCAACCAGCCCGUCGUCAUAGAUAACGGCUCCGGUGUGAUCAAAGCCGGCUUCGCUGGCGAGCACAUUCCAAAAUGCAGGUUCCCCAAUUACAUUGGCAGACCGAAGCAUGUUCGGGUAAUGGCUGGAGCCCUAGAGGGCGACAUAUUCGUGGGCCCCAAAGCAGAGGAACACCGUGGUCUGCUCAGCAUUCGGUAUCCCAUGGAACAUGGCAUUGUCACCGACUGGAAUGACAUGGAACGGAUAUGGAGCUACAUUUACAGCAAAGAACAAUUGUCCACCUUCACUGAGGAUCACCCCGUGCUGCUCACCGAAGCCCCACUGAAUCCGCGUCGCAAUCGCGAGAAGGCAGCCGAAUUCUUCUUUGAAAGUAUCAAUGCACCUGCGCUCUUUGUUUCCAUGCAGGCGGUACUCAGUCUCUAUGCUACUGGCCGCGUUACUGGCGUGGUACUCGACUCCGGUGACGGUGUGACGCAUGCUGUGCCCAUCUAUGAGGGCUUCGCCAUGCCUCACAGUAUUAUGCGCGUGGAUAUCGCUGGACGCGAUGUGACUCGCUACCUGAAGACACUCAUCCGCCGAGAGGGCUUCAACUUCCGGUCGACGGCUGAAUUCGAGAUUGUACGCUCCAUCAAGGAGAAGGUCUGCUAUCUGGCCACCAAUCCUCAAAAGGAGGAGAACGUAGAAACUGAGAAGUUUGCCUACAAACUGCCAGACGGCAAGACCUUUGAGAUCGGCCCGGCUCGAUUCCGAGCACCAGAGGUCCUCUUCCGGCCAGAUCUGUUGGGCGAAGAGUGCGAAGGCAUACAUGACGUUCUGAUGUACGCCAUCGAGAAAUCUGAUAUGGAUCUCAGGAAAAUGCUGUAUCAGAACAUUGUCCUGUCUGGUGGCUCAACGUUGUUCAAGGGAUUCGGCGACCGUUUGCUGUCGGAGCUCAGGAAGCACUCGUCUAAGGAUCUCAAGAUCAGGAUCGCUGCGCCUCAGGAACGCCUCUACUCCACAUGGAUGGGCGGUUCGAUUCUGGCCUCACUCGACACCUUCAAGAAGAUGUGGGUAUCGAAGCGGGAAUUCGAAGAGGAAGGCCAGCGCGCCGUGCACAGAAAGACUUUUUAGUGUGUUUACCAGCUUAAACGCCAGUUGUGAAAGGCUUAUUAAAAAGUAUAUCAAGUCCUUGUGUCAGCUAGGAUCAAGUACCCAUGAAAUUCGAAA
Messenger RNA from Drosophila ananassae, 1324 nucleotides. It is a transcript of the gene Arp1, whose product is annotated as actin-related protein 1. The coding region runs from base 98 to 1228 and encodes 376 amino acids. NCBI's taxonomy places the organism in Eukaryota, Metazoa, Arthropoda, Insecta, Diptera, Drosophilidae. The transcript is spliced from 6 exons. The record is from RefSeq and is a predicted model, not a curated record.